Adineta ricciae is the source of this 113-nucleotide messenger RNA. NCBI's taxonomy places the organism in Eukaryota, Metazoa, Rotifera, Eurotatoria, Adinetida, Adinetidae. The record is from the annotation of a GenBank genome assembly.
CUCGAUCAUUUACAUCACUUAUCCUCUCUGCUAUAGUCGACCUUCUGCAUGAAAGUUUCAUUCUUCUUUACUUGAACAAUUUUUUAAAACGAAGUAAAAUAUGUCCGAAUUGA